AUGUCAUCCGAACCAUACGAACCAGAAUUUCAACAAGCUUACACUGAAGUUGUUAACUCUUUGAAAGAUUCUACCUUAUUUGAAAAGAAGCCAGAGUACAAGAAGGUAUUGCCAGUCGUAUCUGUUCCAGAAAGAAUCAUCCAAUUCAGAGUCACCUGGGAAAAUGACAAGGGUGAACAAGAAGUUGCUACUGGUUACAGGGUGCAAUUCAACUCUGCAAAGGGUCCUUACAAGGGUGGUUUGAGAUUCCAUCCAACCGUUAACUUGUCAGUUUUGAAGUUUUUAGGUUUUGAACAAAUCUUCAAAAAUGCUUUGACUGGUCUUUCGCUAGGUGGUGCCAAGGGUGGUUUGUGCUUUGACCCAAAGGGCAAAUCCGACGCUGAAAUUAGAAGAGUGUGUUAUGCUUUCAUGAAAGAGUUGUCUAGAUAUAUUGGUCAAGACGUCGAUGUUCCAGCUGGUGAUAUCCAAGUUGGUGGUCGUGAAAUCGGUUACUUGUUUGGCGCUUACCGUCAUUACAGAAACUCUUGGGAGGGUGUAUUGACUGGUAAGAGUCUAAACUGGGGUGGUUCUUUGAUCAGACCAGAGGCUACCGGUUACGGUUUGAUUUACUACACCGAAGCAAUGAUUAAGUACGCUACUAAGGGCAAAGAAUCAUUCGCUGGAAAGCGUGUGGUUGUAUCUGGUUCCGGUAAUGUGGCACAAUAUGCUGCAUUGAAGGCCAUUGAAUUAGGUGCUACUGUUUUAUCUCUAUCUGACUCUAAGGGUGCAAUUGUUGCUGAAAACGGAAUCACUCCAGAACAAGUAUACGCCAUUCAAGAAGGUAGAGCUGCUUGGAAGACUUUGGAACAGAUUGUUGGUGAAGCUUCCAUUUUCUCUGACUCAUCUGUUAAGUACAUUGCCGGUGCUAGACCUUGGGUACACGUUGGUCAUGUUGAUGUCGCUUUGCCAUGUGCUACUCAAAAUGAAGUAUCUGGUGCUGAAGCUGAGCACCUUGUCGCAAACGGUGUCAAAUAUGUCGCCGAAGGAUCGAACAUGGGUUCUACUCAAGAAGCCAUUGACAUCUUUGAAGGUGCUCGUUUGAAAACUGCCUCUGCUACUGCUCCUGCCGUCUGGUACGCUCCAGGUAAGGCUGCUAAUAUGGGUGGUGUUGCAGUUUCCGGUUUGGAAAUGGCUCAAAACUCCUCCAGAGUUCAAUGGACUAGAGAAACUGUUGAUGCAGAAUUGAAAAAGAUUAUGACUACCUGUUUCGACGACUGUGUCGCCACUGCUCAAGAGUACAGCAACGAAUCUAACACUGCAGCUCUACCUUCAUUGGUUAAGGGAGCUAACUUGACAGGUUUCAUUAGAGUAGCAGAUGCCAUGUUAGAUCAAGGUGACGUGUUCUAA
Kluyveromyces marxianus DMKU3-1042 is the source of this 1386-nucleotide messenger RNA. RefSeq names its product glutamate dehydrogenase (NADP(+)) GDH3 (gene GDH3). Gene Ontology annotation, cellular component: cytosol. Bases 1 to 1386 code for a protein of 461 amino acids. The record is from RefSeq and is a predicted model, not a curated record. NCBI's taxonomy places the organism in Eukaryota, Fungi, Ascomycota, Saccharomycetes, Saccharomycetales, Saccharomycetaceae. Gene Ontology annotation, molecular function: L-glutamate dehydrogenase (NADP+) activity. The transcript has a single exon.